UGUCCCAUAGAUGGGAAGCUGUUUAGUCAAAUACAAAAUGGGGAUAAAUUUACCAAUCAGCCUGAAGCUGAUGAUCAAGCUAAUUCAGAGCAUGAUGACUAUGAUGAAGAUGUUAUGACUGGUUCGUAUGGUGAGAUUUCCUUGGAUAGGGAGCUUCUUAGUGGUGCUAAAAAUAGUGAUUCCCAGAGCAGUAGGGAGGAUGACAAGCUUUUACCGUUUUGUGAAGAUAAGGACGAUGUUGCGAAUGAAGAUGGAUUGAGGGAAAAGAAAAGACCAGAUAGCCUAAUCUUAACAAAAACUUCACCAGUUUUGCCUAAAAAUGAUGAAGCAUCUGCUUCAGCUCCAGAAUCGGGCUGCGUGCAGCAAGUGCAUCAGAGCCAGCAGACAUCAGAUGGUCGCACAACUAGCGCUGAAGCCUCGCCAUCUUUGAGCUCAGAUGAAUUUGCUCUCCAUUCAUCUGGUCUUGCUCGAACCGGUAGUGAUACUAGUGGACUUUCAGAACUGCAGGGUACUUUGACAGUGGACGGUGACUUGGUGACGUUUGUAGCUGAGGACUUGCAGGAGAAGAUCAAAAUGAGCAAAUCAUCAUCUUUUCCUGGAUCUCGUUCCUCUACACCCAGUCUGUACCGACAAACUCUGCAGCCUAGCGUUCAAGUAAUAGAUCCAAAUGUUUUGACAGAUUUAGAAACUCAUGCUAAAAAAGUGGCUACAUGUGUUGAUACUAUGCUAGAAAAUUUGAGUGGUACUUUACAAAGUAUUUCUUCAUUAACUGUUGACUGCAUGGAAACAUAUGAAAACUCAGUUUGCAAAACCUGUGAUGCUGUAGAUGUAAAUAUUAAAGCAAUAUAUCAAUUAGUGGCCAAAUGUGAAGAAUUGAGUAACUCAAUGGGACCUCUUUAUCGAAUCUCAGAAAAUAUAAAACAAAUUAAAAAAAUGCUUGAUCAGUUGGAACAUAUCGUUGAGCAAAAAUCCUGAUGAUGUGACGCACAUGUUUUAAAACACACAUACAUUUUUUGUUACGUAAUAAAUCAAUAAAUAGUUCUUGUUAUAUUUGAUUUCAUAUAAUUUAUACCUAAACCUAUAAAU
This is a messenger RNA of Uloborus diversus, 1086 nucleotides long. RefSeq names its product BLOC-1-related complex subunit 6-like (gene BORCS6). Gene Ontology annotation, cellular component: BORC complex. The record is from RefSeq and is a predicted model, not a curated record. The coding region runs from base 115 to 975 and encodes 286 amino acids. Gene Ontology annotation, biological process: lysosome localization. NCBI's taxonomy places the organism in Eukaryota, Metazoa, Arthropoda, Arachnida, Araneae, Uloboridae. The transcript is spliced from 5 exons.